AUGGCGACGAGCCGCCUCACGAGCAGGGACCUGCUGGAUCGUUGUGAUGGUUUCCCCCUGGUCGAAAGGGAGCCUGAGAGAUACGCCAAGAUGAUGAAUGAUCUGUACACCGUCAUCUGGGAAGACGAGAAGGGCACAUUCCCGAUCGGCUACAUGUUGAGCAGCGUGUUUGAAGAGAUCAAAAAGGUGCCAGCAAGCAUCAGGGGAGAAAUUGUCUUCAAUCCUUAUGACAGGACGGUCAAGAUGUUCCAUAGGCCAGCGACGGAACGGAUGCGAACCGACCUCGUGGCUGCGACCACACAUUAUCUGCGGAUGCACCGAACCUUCAAGAUCCUUGGGAACUGGAGGAAUGAGCUGUGGCCCGUGUAUGGUCGCAGCGGAGAACUUUUGUUCAGCAUGGAGCGGUCGUCGAUGGGACUCUGGGGGUAUAUGCGGUAUGGCAUUCACCUCAUUGCGUACGUACGCUGCCCGACAGCACCCCAUGGGAUCAAGCUCUGGGUACCAAAACGAUCCAAGCUCAAGAAUGCGUGGCCUGGUAUGUUCGACAACACGGUGGCAGGUGGCCUGACGACAGGUGAAGAACCUUUGGAGUGCGUUAUUCGCGAGGCCGACGAGGAAGCCAGUCUGCCCGAGUAUAUAAUUCGCGAGCACGCAAAGCUGGCAGGUACCAUCAGGUACAUAUACACGACCGAACAACGACCUGGUAUUGAUGACGGGUAUAUCUACCCUGAGUGUCAAUGGGUAUAUGAUGUGGAGCUACCUGACGAUGUGGUCCCGGCCCCGAACGACGGGGAAGUUGAGUCGUUCAGUCUCUGCACGGUAGAUGAGGUCAGAGAGCAACUCGCGGCAGGCCGGUGGAAGCCAAACUGUGCUGUCAUUAUCCUUGACUUCUUCAUUCGCAUGGGCAUUCUCACCCCCGACAACGAGCCUGACUGCGAUGAGAUCGAAACACGUCUUCGUAGGAAGAUGCCUUUCCCUGGAACUUUCGAAGAAGACGAAUAA
Molecule: messenger RNA, 1002 nt
Organism: Cryphonectria parasitica EP155
Lineage: Eukaryota; Fungi; Ascomycota; Sordariomycetes; Diaporthales; Cryphonectriaceae
Exons: 2
Coding region: 1-1002 (333 amino acids)
Molecular function (GO): 8-oxo-dGDP phosphatase activity
Source: RefSeq, a predicted model, not a curated record